AUGGUUCGUUACGCCGCCGCCGCUACCGCCACCAACCCCGAGAAGACUUCGCGUGCUCGGGGUGAGUACCUCCGCACGCACUUCAAGAACAUGCGUGAAGUCGCGGCGGCUCUGACUGGUCGAGGAUCUGAAAGUUGCGGGAACACAGGUCUUAAGCUGACCAAGGCAUACACCUACCUCAGCGACGUGAAGGAACACAAGCAGAUUAUCCCCUUCCGUCGCUUUGCGGGUGGUGUUGGACGUGCGAGCCAGGCGAAGCAGUUCAAGGCGACUCAGGGUCGCUGGCCCGAGAAGUCUGUCCGCUUCAUCCUACGCCUCCUCAAGAACGCAGAAUCGAAUGCUGACGCGAAAAACCUGGAGCUCGAAGAUCUUUACAUCAAGAACAUUGUUGUGCAGCAGGCACCCAAAACCCGCCGCCGCACAUACCGUGCACACGGUCGCAUCAACCCCUACCAGGGUCACCCUUGCCACGUCGAGAUCAUCUUGUCCGCAACCGACUCCGAGGUCGAGCGCAGCAAAGACAAAGAUGUCGCAACGACAUCUCUCUCUGGCCUCAACCGGCGACAGGUCGCGCGCAGGCGGAUUGAGGCUGCCCGGACGACUGCAUAA
This is a messenger RNA of Postia placenta MAD-698-R-SB12, 609 nucleotides long. RefSeq lists its product as hypothetical. The transcript has 6 exons. Gene Ontology annotation, cellular component: ribosome; cytosolic large ribosomal subunit. Gene Ontology annotation, biological process: cytoplasmic translation. Gene Ontology annotation, molecular function: structural constituent of ribosome. The record is from RefSeq and is a predicted model, not a curated record. Lineage: Eukaryota; Fungi; Basidiomycota; Agaricomycetes; Polyporales; Adustoporiaceae. The coding region runs from base 1 to 609 and encodes 202 amino acids.